Molecule: messenger RNA, 786 nt
Organism: Thlaspi arvense
Lineage: Eukaryota; Viridiplantae; Streptophyta; Magnoliopsida; Brassicales; Brassicaceae
Source: the annotation of a GenBank genome assembly
ACACCAGUUAAUUCAAAUGAGAACGGAGAAUGCAUUUCCAAAGGAGGAAGAUUUUCGCCAUGCGAAUCAGAAGAAAAGCCUCCCAAAUCCGUUUAUCUUGAUUUUAAGGAUCGAAACCUGUGUGAAGUGUUCCAUGGGAAGACUUGUUGCUCUGUUUCACGGACGGACUCGGCGUCAUUAGCUGUCGAAAACCUGGCUACUUAUGGUGAAGCUGCUAAAGAUUGCUUGGAUUUGUUUGAGCUCUUGGAAUGUUCAAUCUGUGACCCAAAUGUUGGGAUUCAGCUAGGACCUCUUGGCAUCUGUGCCUCGCUUUGUGACAGAGUCUUUGAAGCUUGCUCAGAUGCUUACUUUAGUAGUGAUGCCAGUAAUCAGGUUAUAGUCCCGUGUGGAGCAAGCGAAGGUAUCAUCUGCGGGAAAGCUUCUAAAUGGGAGUCUAACGGCACAGCGUUCUGCGAUGCCGUGGGUUUCACUGUUCAUACAGCUGAUGAUUGCGUACAAGAGCCUUGUUACGGAAGCAAAUCAAGUUUAGAGCCAGUGGUGGAAUCACUCAUAAAAUCGGGAAUUUUGCGUCGUCUCAAGGUCUUCAAGGAGCUGGUUAGAGAGAUGACACUGGUUCAGCAGAUAUCUUGGGUAGUUACACUUGUUGUACUAGGAACAAUGCUCUUUAACAGGUGGCGUUAUCAGCAGCGAAUGCGAGCUAUGAUUGAGAGAUAUGCGAGAAGAUUGAUAAGGAACAGGAGGCCUAGGAGAAGAUUAACUAUCUUUUUUUUAACAUUCGAAACAUAU